AUGUCUUCUCUCGACGCCGCGUCGUUGUUCUCCGUCAAUGGCCUUGUAGCCGUUGUCACAGGAGGCGGUACUGGCAUAGGCCUGAUGAUUGCAACCGCCCUGGAACACAAUGGAGCAACCGUAUAUAUUCUUGGCAGACGAGAGGAAGUCUUGCAAACAGCUGCACGACAGAAUGCUAAACACGGCAAGAUCGUACCCAUCAAAGCCGACGUCAGCGACAAAUCGUCCCUCCAAGCCGCAGUCGACAGAAUCGAGAAAGAGGUGGGCUACAUCAACCUUCUAGUCAACAACUCAGGCACUCUCGGCCGCCGUCACAACGUUCUGCCUCGCCCUGCGUCCUUCCAACCACUGGACAGCAAAUGGACGCAAUCUGCUGAUGGCCAUGACUUCAGCAGCCUAGACCAAGUCCGCGAUUUCCUCUGGAAGGACGAAGUCGAAGACUGGGACAAAAUCCUGCGCGUCAAUGUGAGCGGGAUCUGGUUCACUUCUGUUGCGUUCUUGGGGUUGUUGGGCAAGGGAAAUGAAAAGGGGAAUGUGGUUCAGAAGAGUCAAAUUGUAACGGUGGGCAGCAUUGGGGCGUUCAUCCGCAUGCAGCGGCCAACCAUUUUGGCGAAGAUGCUCGCAACGAACUUCGUGCAAUGGGGAAUUCGAUCGAAUGUGAUAGCCCCCGGUAUUUUCCCAUCAGAGAUGUCCGCGGGGCCGGCAACGAUGGACGAAAAGAACCGUAACCAGCUGCCACCUCAAAUACCAGAGGCUGAGAUUCCUCUCAAACAACCUGGUGAUGAGCAGGACAUGGCGGCUGCGAUUCUGUACUUGGCGGGAGUUGGUGGUAAAUACCUCAAUGGGAAUGUGGUGGUAGUUGACGGUGGGCGAUUGGGAGUUCAGCCGGCGGUGUACUGA
Molecule: messenger RNA, 900 nt
Organism: Zasmidium cellare ATCC 36951
Lineage: Eukaryota; Fungi; Ascomycota; Dothideomycetes; Mycosphaerellales; Mycosphaerellaceae
Exons: 4
Coding region: 1-900 (299 amino acids)
Source: RefSeq, a predicted model, not a curated record